AAUAUAAAGCAGCACCCAUCUUCUCCACUCAGCCUCAGCAGUCAGCAGCAUUCUCUUUCUCAGGGAGCCAACGCUUUUUCAACAAGCAAAUGUGAUCGCCAAUGGAAAGGGUUGCAAAAGAAGACAUUUCCCAGAGCGAAUUCCACAUAGCCCAAAGACUAUAAAAAGGGUAACAGCCAGGCCAAUAGAGGGCGGCCGCAUCCAUUCGGGAAUUCAUAAUCAUUCACACACCUAAAAUGGCAGCAACCAAGAUAAGCCUGAAGCUUUUCAUUGACAAAAAGAGCGAACGCGUGCUCUUUGCUGAAGCAAACAAUGAUUUUGUUGAUUUCCUCUUCAACUUUUUCACUCUGCCCUUUGGAAAUGUCACUGGGAUCCUAAAAGAGAAAGGCAUGGGAGGCUGCUUGCCAAGCCUCUUCAAGAGCAUUGAACAUCUCAGCGAUGCUUACUUUCUGCCAGACCAACCCAAAGACUUUGUGUUAAAUCCCUUUGUAGCCAUUCCUGGUCCUAAACUCCCUCUCCCCUUGCCGAACGUUCAGUCAUUUAGAUAUACGGAAUCGAGUGAUCGUUGUCGUUCGGGUUGCUCCCGCUGUCGGAUCCAGGAAAGGUUAUAUUGCAACACCAGACUUUGUUCUUCGUGCACUGCUACAGUGAAGACUGAUUUUUCUGACGGUUGCUCAAGCCCGGCAUCUUCGAGUGAUGAAGGUUACGUGAAAGGGAUGGUUACAUACAUGGUGAUGGACGAUCUGGAGGUGAAGCCCACGGUCAACAUCUCUUUCGUGACUCUGCUUAACGAAUUUAAUGUUGAGGAUGUAGGCUCUAUUGAGGAGAAAGUGGUCGAAUUAGGCAUGAAUGAGGGAGUGCAAUUGCUCAAGGCUUCCCUCCAAUCAAAGACUGUUUUGACUGAUAUCUUUCUUCAGGCAGAGACCGUUGGAACUGAGGAGUCAAUCAAAUAUGAGGGGGUAUAAGGGACCAAAUGGAGGCAGUUGUAUCUUAUAUUGGUCUUUCAACUUCUUAUGUUCUUUAACUUCUAGGUGUUAGAACUCUGUGUGAUUAUUUAUCCAUAAAAGUAUUUGUGAGAUUGCUAAUUAUGUUUUUUUUUUUUUUAGUUGCAAUCAUGUUUCUCUUUUCCCUUGUCGUGACCGACUUGUAAUAUUCCAUGUUAGUCAAAGAUGGUGUGGCAAUUUGCGCUUUUUUCU
Molecule: messenger RNA, 1196 nt
Organism: Alnus glutinosa
Lineage: Eukaryota; Viridiplantae; Streptophyta; Magnoliopsida; Fagales; Betulaceae
Exons: 3
Coding region: 237-965 (242 amino acids)
Source: RefSeq, a predicted model, not a curated record